GAAAAACGUACCAACAAUUUGGAUAAGCCACUAUGUUCCUCUGCGCUCCAAUACCCACCUUCCAUCCUCCUAAAAAUAUUAGAAAGUAAUAAUAAUAAAAAAAAAAUGACACUCACACUCGUCCCGACCUCGACCGCCUCCUCGGCCAUCUUCUUCCUAUCUCCAUCGUCCCCCAAGCCUAGACCCGUCCGCAUCAGAUUCAAGCCCCAUGCAUCGUCCUCCUCUAUUCCCGCGCAGACACGUGUCCGUUCGUCACCGUCGUCACACGACACCGGCGUCAUCAUCGUUGGAGCAGGCCUUGCCGGACUCGCUGCGGCGACUCGACUCUGCUCCGAAAACGUCCCGUUCCUUUUACUAGAAGCUUCAGACGAGGUCGGCGGCCGAGUCCGGUCCGAUAUCAUCGGAGAAUUCAUCCUCGACCGCGGGUUUCAAAUCUUCAUCACCUCAUAUCCUGAAGCCAAGAAGCUUCUCGAUUACGAAGCGUUAAAUCUCCAGAAAUUCUACUCCGGAGCCAGGGUUUACUACAACGGCGAAUUCCACACUGUCGCGGACCCCAUUCGUCACUUCGUGGACUCCCUCCAGUCCCUGACGAACCCUAUCGGUUCAAUUCUGGACAAAUUGCUCAUUGCGUCGACGAGACUUGGGGUCCUGACGAAACCAGACGAAGAAAUCUUGACAGCAAAUGAGGUAUCCACGAUGGAGCUUCUGAGAAGCAUCGGAUUUUCUGAUUCGAUAAUCGGGAGAUUCUUCCGGCCAUUCUUUGGAGGAAUUUUCUUCGAUAGCGAUCUCGAAACCACUUCCAGGUUGUUCGAUUUCAUCUUCAAGAGCCUAGCUCUUGGCGAUAACACAAUUCCGGCUAAAGGCAUAGGAGAAAUUCCCAAACAAUUAGCCGAGAAAUUGCCUUCCGACUCGAUUCUCUUCAAUUCCAGAGCCAUCGCCAUCGAUUCCGACGGCUUCGAUUCGCCGGCGGUCAGAUUACAAACGGGAGAAAUCUUGAGAAGUGAGCUGGGAGUUAUAGUGGCGGUAGACAAACCCGAAGCGGAUAAGCUUUUGCGACAAAAUGGGCCCAACCCGGCCCAAAAUAAACCGAGUCGGAGCACGAUAUGUUUGUAUUUCACAGCGGAUCGGGGAGAAAUCCCGGUUCGGGACCCGGUCCUCUUCAUAAACGGGUCGGGCGAAGGCAUCGUGAAUAACAUGUUCUUCGCCACCAACGUGGCACCAUCCUAUGGCCCACCAGACAAAGCUUUAGUCUCCGUAUCACUCAUCGGCACCUUUGAUGGAGUCUCCGAUGAGGAUCUGACGGCUGAGGUUACCCGAGAGCUCUCCAAGUGGUUCAAGGGAUUGUCAUCAACGGUGAGGAAUUGGAAGCACUUGAGGACUUACAGGAUUAAAUAUGCUCAGCCCAAUCAGAGCCCUCCAACUAAUCUAAUGAAAGAUCCCAAGGUUGGGCCCGGCUUGUAUAUAUGUGGUGACCACUUAACGAGUGCCACGUUUGAUGGUGCUUUGGUCUCCGGUCGAAGAGCAGUGGAGGCUUUGCUUAGAGACCGGGCCGUCAUUAGAGUUUAAGACAAAAUAAAAUAUAUAAUAUUAUUUGACUUUUUUUUAAUUAAUUUAUUUUGUUCCUUAAUUUUGUAAGUAUUUGGUGUGAAAAUGAAUGAGAGUGAAGCAUUAAUAACGUUAAUAAAAUUUGUUUUGGAAAUUAA
Humulus lupulus (European hop) is the source of this 1703-nucleotide messenger RNA. RefSeq lists its product as uncharacterized. The record is from RefSeq and is a predicted model, not a curated record. Lineage: Eukaryota; Viridiplantae; Streptophyta; Magnoliopsida; Rosales; Cannabaceae. The coding region runs from base 106 to 1566 and encodes 486 amino acids. Gene Ontology annotation, molecular function: oxidoreductase activity. The transcript has a single exon.